UUGGACAACCAAAAGAAAAAGACAUAGCAACCAUUCAGAGGAUAAUGGCAAGAACCUUGAGGUGUCUUAUUUCUACAAUCUUCCUUACUCUUCUCAUUAAAGGAUUCAAUGGAUGUUCCUUGAAUGACUUUACAAUUGGGACAACAAGAAGUGGAAAAGAAAUAGGGAACAUGCCAGAGUGGAACGUGGUUGUGAUAAACAAUUGUAAUUGCACACAAAGCCAUAUAACGUUGUCUUGUGUUGGGUUCAAAACACUUGAACCGGUUGACCCUUCAAUUCUUUCGGUCACAGAUAAUAAUAGUUGCCUCCUUAUUAAGGGCAAUCCCUUGCCUGGUCAUGGUACUGUUAAAUUCUCCUAUGUUUGGUAUCCUCCAUUUAUUAUGAGGCCUACAAGCUCUUCUACAGGACCUUGUUAGUAAUGUACUAUAUAUAUUUACAUUAUUAUUGAAUAAUAAAUAAUACAAGUGAUCCAAAUGGAAGGAAUCUUGAAUUUUCA
Molecule: messenger RNA, 496 nt
Organism: Cicer arietinum (chickpea)
Lineage: Eukaryota; Viridiplantae; Streptophyta; Magnoliopsida; Fabales; Fabaceae
Source: RefSeq, a predicted model, not a curated record